ACUAGACCCGCCUCUGACGCUAUCGUUUGGCCAGGGCUGGGAGGAGCCAGUUAGCAGCUACACUGACACGUAAGAAUCCUGCGUAAAAUUUAAGGAAGAAGUUACAUCUUUUUCUUAAGUUGAAUGUGGUUACUGCUUCUUCGAGUCAGCCUUGAUGUAAUAGUUGACCUGUCCCGCAGCAGAGGCCUGUUUGUACGCGUUUGAAGCGACGCGGGACUGUCAGCAAGAGGAGGCGACGCACAAGAUGAGAUUUUCAGCGUUUAUUUCUGUCCUGCGGUCGGUCGGCCCGGUGGUAAUCGGUAUUUCUUUAGGGUUCACGUUGAGUUUAUUGAGUGUGAGCUGGACGGAAGAAGCAUGCUACCUAGACGGCAAGGAGGGUGAGGAUGUGACAGUGGGUCAGGAUGGGCAGCUCAAAGGAGCCCGAAAGCCCAACUCUAUUUCGACUAUCAACGAUGUGGAGUCCGAAGAGGAUUUUGAACCAAGAAUAGUCCCUUAUAAACAAGUCCAACAGAGUGCCCAAAAGAAAGUUUUCAGAGCUAAAUACAUAAGCACAGAGUUGGGGAUGCGAGAGCGUCUGCUGGUUGGGGUCCUGACUUCCAAAAACACCAUAAACACUCUGGGUGUAGCUGUAAAUCGCACCAUCGGCCAUCACCUGGACACUGUGAUCUUCUUCACCGGCAUGCGCAACCGCAAAGUCCCUCAUGGCAUGUUUGUCAUCUCUCAUGGAGACGAGAGGCAGAUAUGGAACAUGUUUCAGAACAUCAAAUACAUUUUAGACCAUUACAUCAAUGAGUAUGACUGGUUUUACUUAGUCCAAGAUGACGCAUACACGGAAGCUGACAGGAUCAAAGCCCUGGUGGAUCACCUGAGUAUAGAUCGAGAGCUUUACAUGGGCAGUCCUGAGGAGUUUAUAGGUGGAGAAAUGGAAGGGAAGUACUGCUACGGAGGGUUCGGUUAUCUCUUGUCACGUACCCUGCUCCUCCGACUCCAGCCCUUCCUGGAAAACUGUAGGAAUGACAUCCUGAGUUCAAGGCCUGAUGAGUGGCUCGGAAGAUGCAUCAUCGAUUACACUAACACAAACUGCGUCAGUGAAUCUCAGGGGCUUCAGUACCACCAUUAUGAGUUGGGAAAAAACUCUGAUCCGACUAAAGAACAGAGUGAACCGUUCAAGAAAGCUCUGACUGUCCAUCCAGUGUCUGACCCUGAACAGAUGUACAAGCUGCACAGAUACUUCACUGAGAUUGAACUCCAGAAGACUUACGAUGAGAUUGCUAAGCUGCAGGCAGAAAUAAAGAACGUGAGUGUGGUUGCUUUUGACGGCAACCGAAGCUCCCAGUGGCCCGUGGGGAUUAAUCCACCUUUUGAACCGAAAUCUCGAUUUGAAGUUUUGAAGUGGGAAUACUUCACAGAGGAGGAGAUUUAUUCAUGCAUCGAUGGCGCUCCAAAGUGUGAGCUGCAAGGUAUUGACCGCUUGGAUGUGGCUGAUGUCAUUGACGUAGCCAUGAUAGAGCUGAACAAGAAGUACAAGCCUGUCUUACAUCUGAAGAAGCAACAGCUAAUUAAUGGAUACAGGCGCUUUGACCCCGUCAGGGGCAUGGAGUACACCUUGGACCUCCAGCUGGAAGUGGUGAACCAAAAAGGUCACAGCCAUUCCGUCACUAAGCGAGUUCAUCUGGUGCGACCUUUGAGUCGGAUUGAGAUAAUCCCCAUGCCCUAUGUUACUGAAGCUACAAGGAUUCACAUCAUUAUACCUCUUACUCUGCAGGACCGGAGCUAUGUUGACCAUUUCCUUGAAGUAUUUGCCUCAAAUGCUUUUGAGACCAGUGAAAAUGCCAUCCUAACAUUCUUGUUUAUUUAUGACCCAGUGGAGGCACAGCAAGUCAAUCAGAAUGAUAUAUUUGCCAGCGUGAAAACUCAGAUAAACACUUAUGAACGCAAAUACCCCGCAGUAAAAAUCCCAUGGAUAAGUGUCAAGACAGAAACCCCAUCCCAGAUCAAAUUCAUGGACAUCAUCUCGAAGAAGCACCCAGUUGACUCGCUGUUCUUCUUGGCUAACGUCAACACAAAUGUCAAUUCAGAAUUUCUGAACCGCUGCCGCAUGAAUUCCAUAAACAACUGGCAGGUGUUCUUCCCCAUCCAUUUCCAGGACUUCAACCCUGAUGUGGCCUAUCACAACCAGGAGCAUCCCGCCACAGUCGAUCUGAUCAAGGACGCAGGGCAUUUUGACCGCCUAUCAUUUGACGAAGCGUGUUUUUACAACUCUGACUACAUGGCGACACGCACCCGAAUGGUGGCAGACGUCCAGGAGAACGAGGAGAUUUUAGAGACCCUGGACAUCUUCGACACGUUCUUAAAGUAUUCGGGUCUGCACGUAUUCAGGGCAGUGGAGCCAUCAUUGCACCAGCAGUAUAGCUUCCAAGCCUGCAACCCGCAGCUAAGUGAAGACAUCUAUCAUAGGUGUGUUCAGAGCAACUUGGAAGGUCUCGGUUCCCGCUCCCAGCUCGCCAUGCUACUGUUUGAGCAAGAACAAGGAAACAGCACUUGAAAACGCCAGUGAACUUCUGCUUCUGCAUGACUUUUAAAUGGAUGUUAAAGGAACACGGCCGACUUAUUGGGACUUACGCUUAUUCACAGUAGCCCCC
This is a messenger RNA of Perca flavescens (yellow perch), 2642 nucleotides long. RefSeq names its product chondroitin polymerizing factor a (gene chpfa). The transcript has 4 exons. The coding region runs from base 245 to 2545 and encodes 766 amino acids. The record is from RefSeq and is a predicted model, not a curated record. Gene Ontology annotation, molecular function: glucuronosyl-N-acetylgalactosaminyl-proteoglycan 4-beta-N-acetylgalactosaminyltransferase activity. Gene Ontology annotation, cellular component: Golgi cisterna membrane. NCBI's taxonomy places the organism in Eukaryota, Metazoa, Chordata, Actinopteri, Perciformes, Percidae.